Messenger RNA from Lodderomyces oxycetoniae, 1233 nucleotides. RefSeq lists its product as uncharacterized. Gene Ontology annotation, molecular function: LPPG:FO 2-phospho-L-lactate transferase activity. The transcript has a single exon. The record is from RefSeq and is a predicted model, not a curated record. NCBI's taxonomy places the organism in Eukaryota, Fungi, Ascomycota, Pichiomycetes, Serinales, Debaryomycetaceae. Bases 1 to 1233 code for a protein of 410 amino acids.
AUGUUGAGUUUCAGGCUUUCUCUGGAGCCAACUAUCGCCAAACAACAGUGGAAUAGUAUAGUUGAAGGUACUCAUGAAUUGUGGAACCCCAUAAGUUCAAGCACAAAAGAGAUUUUUAGAAGCUUUUUUGUCCAUGUCCAUGUUGAGUUGUUGAAAAGAUCGAGGAUACAUCAGUCUACCAAACGUCAAUUCCGUUAUGAGCUAGCUAAUGUGGGGAAUUUGUUUCUCACUGGUGCAAGGCUAUUUAUUGGAUCGUUGGAUUCUGCAAUUGAACUAUUUUGCAAGUUGACAGAUGUCGAUUCAGAUGUACAGGUUCUUCCAUGCAUAAACACUAAUUUCACCUAUCACAUAAGCGCGCUAUUGGAGAGUGGCUUAAUCAUCACCGGCCAGUCACAGAUUUCGCAUCCGUCCAAUACAUGCAACAAUUAUCCACCUCCCAUUAACAAAACACGACCACCAACACCUACCGAUAAUCCUUCUCGUACUAGUUAUUUUGGCGAUUUGGAGUAUGCAAUAAACGAUGUUGAGACCAGCAAACAUAGAAUCAAGCAAAGGUACAGUCUUGCAGCUUUUUCUUCUUCUUCUGCGGCAGAAGAGUCUGGCGCUGGUUUGCUUUCAUCAGAUUCCGAAGGUGAAGAGUCGGGAAACGUACCGCAAUACGUUCAUCCUGAAUUAAAAAAGUCUCAGCUUCAUUUUAGUAAGCUGCAAAAUAUUGAACCCUUGCUAUCACCAAUUAAAAGAAUCUUUUAUGUGUCGCCUUAUGGCGAAGAGAUUUGCCCGACUGCUAAUUCUAGAGUGUUGGCAACUAUUUCAAGUACAGACACUCUUAUUUAUUCCAUAGGAUCUUUAAUGACGAGCAUUGUUCCCAUUCUUGUUCUCAAAGGAGUGGGGAAAGCGAUAACGACGUUGAAUCGCACGAACAAGAUUUUGUUGUUGAAUGGUUGUCUUGAUAGAGAAACGUAUGGUAUGACUGCAGGAGAUUUUAUCAAAGUGAUUGUUGAAGCGGUGGAGUACUCCUUGCGUAGUCAAAAUGGUGGCAACAACAGCUAUCGAAUACCAUGGUGUCAAGUCGUUACUCAUUUGGUCUACAUGUCCGAGUCCAAAAUAGAAAUAGAUCACGAGUUAUUGACCUCAAGGGGUAUUCAGUGUUUGGAAGUGAAAAAAAUAGAAGGGACAGAUUUCUUUGAUUUGGAAGAUUUGGAAUUUGUUUUAAGUAGAAUUGUUAAUACGUAG